ACAAAAACAUGUAUUUACAGGGACAGGAAGGAAUGGGCAGAUAUUGGACCUAUCCCUCAAAAUGAUGGGCCAAAUCCUGUUGUUCAGAUCAUCUACAGUGAAAAAUUUCGAGAUGUCUAUGAUUACUUCCGGGCUGUUCUACAGCGGGAUGAGAGAAGCGAAAGAGCUUUCAGGCUAACAGCUGAUGCCAUUGAGUUAAAUGCUGCAAACUACACAGUAUGGCAUUUCCGGAGAGUCCUCCUGCAGUCUUUGGGAAAGGAUCUCUAUGAGGAACUUAAGUAUAUUACAGCUAUCAUUGAAGAUCAGCCAAAGAACUACCAAGUCUGGCAUCACAGACGGGUGUUGGUGGAGUGGCUGCAGGAUCCAUCCCAAGAGCUUGAGUUCAUAGCUGGUAUUCUUAACCAAGAUGCCAAAAAUUACCAUGCUUGGCAACACAGACAAUGGGUAAUUCAGGAGUUCAAAUUAUGGGACAAUGAACUGGAAUACGUAGACCAGCUUUUGAGGGAAGAUGUGAGAAACAACUCUGUUUGGAACCAGCGACACUUUGUAAUUUUCAACACCACCGGCUACGAUGAUCCAGCAGUCCUAGACAGAGAAGUCCAAUACACUCUUGAGAUGAUCACAGCAGUGCCACACAACGAGAGCGCUUGGAACUAUUUAAAAGGGAUUCUGCAGGAUCGUGGUCUUUCUACGUAUCCAGAUCUGUUAGAGCAACUGUUGAAUUUACUGCCCAGCCACAGUUCGCCCUAUCUGAUUGCCUUUCUUGUGGACAUAUAUGAAGAUAUGCUUGAAAACCAGUGCGAUAACAAGGAAGAAACACUAAACAAAGCAUUGGAGUUGUGUGAAAUUCUGGCUAAAGAAAAAGACACCAUCCGAAAGGAAUACUGGAGAUAUAUUGGAACAUCCCUUAAGAACAAGCACAGCUCAGGCACUGAACAGAGCAUGGUAACAGACAAGCAGCAGUAACUGAACGUGGAAGAAGACAGUGUUAAUCUCUCAAGCUGUUCUAAAGCAGUACUAAGUAGGGUCAUCAAGUAGUUUAAUAUCCAGUGUGGUAUUCCUCUGGUGAAGAGGUAUUACAAUGAAAGAAGAGUGCAGAGUCAGUCGCUGCUGCUACCGGUGAUAGCUCUAGGUGCAGUCAAGAAAUGUCUUAAGGCUUACCUAUUGAAAUGACC
Messenger RNA from Cariama cristata (Red-legged seriema), 1175 nucleotides. RefSeq names its product farnesyltransferase, CAAX box, alpha (gene FNTA). Gene Ontology annotation, biological process: protein geranylgeranylation; protein farnesylation. The record is from RefSeq and is a predicted model, not a curated record. Gene Ontology annotation, cellular component: protein farnesyltransferase complex; cytoplasm; CAAX-protein geranylgeranyltransferase complex. Gene Ontology annotation, molecular function: protein farnesyltransferase activity; CAAX-protein geranylgeranyltransferase activity. The annotation marks the transcript as partial. The transcript is spliced from 8 exons. Lineage: Eukaryota; Metazoa; Chordata; Aves; Cariamiformes; Cariamidae.